Molecule: messenger RNA, 2101 nt
Organism: Theobroma cacao (cacao)
Lineage: Eukaryota; Viridiplantae; Streptophyta; Magnoliopsida; Malvales; Malvaceae
Product: Galactose oxidase/kelch repeat superfamily protein
Cellular component (GO): nucleus
Molecular function (GO): protein binding
Source: RefSeq, a predicted model, not a curated record
UUUUUUGUGAAAUGGUAUUGCUUUCAGUGAAGGGUAGAUCUUUGUUUUGGCUUUUUGGAGCUAAAUUUAGAUUUGGUUUUCACUGUUGAUUUGCUAAAAGUGUGGCAUAUGAUUGACUCUUGAUGAAUUUCUUUUCUUUUUCUACUUUUUAUCUUUGUAUAUCUCUGUAAGUGUGAAUUUAAAAGAUCUGGUUUUUGGAUAAUUGUCAUUGCUCAUUAAUGGAAUGGAUUUCUCUGCCUGUUCAGCUUUGCAAAGAAUAUCCAUUUUAACUGAGGGAUGUCAGUUUCCUUAUUGACUGAGCAGUUUUGCAUUUCAUUAUGAUGAAGAAGAAAGGAAAGGUAUCUGGUGCUCGGCUUAUAUAAUCCCAAGAUCAUGUUGGAGGGCCCAUCAUAUCUUGUCUCAAGGGAUUUGCCAAGCUCCUGCGAGCACGAGAGCAAGUGGAUUUAUAAUACUUUUUGUGUCAUUGAGCUCUCAAGAAGCAAGCACCGGAUGGAAGAUGGAGAAGACCAGAUGGCAAGAAAGGUUCUCAAGCCACUUGAAGGUGACGAGGAUGAGGGAAUAGAGCAGGAUAUGUACCUCGCCCAAACUGACGAACCAGGUACCCAGCGCCAUGCUGGGGAUCAUUCAGAAUCAAGUUUGCUGAUCCACCAGCUUGGGCGAGACAUUUCGAUUAACUGUCUCCUACGCUGCUCAAGGUCUGAUUAUGGUGCGAUUGCGUCUUUGAAUAAGGGUUUCUGCUCUCUUAUACGGAGUGGUGAGCUGUACAGGUUGAGGCGGGAAAUGGAAAUUGUUGAACAUUGGGUUUACUUCUCUUGCAACCUUCUGGAGUGGGAGGCUUUUGAUCCAAUUUGUCACCGAUGGAUGCAUUUGCCUAGAAUGACCUCCAAUGAAUGUUUCAUGUGUUCGGAUAAGGAGUCGUUGGCAGUUGGGACUGAACUUCUUGUUUUUGGAAAGGAAAUAACGUCCCAUGUUAUUUAUAGAUAUAGCAUUUUGACGAACACGUGGUCAUCUGGGAUGAAGAUGAAUACACCCAGGUGCUUGUUUGGAUCUGCCAGUCUGGGUGAAAUUGCAAUUCUAGCUGGUGGUUCUGAUCCAUGUGGAAAUAUUUUGAGCUCAGCAGAGCUUUAUAAUUCAGAAACUGGUAAGUGGGAGACCAUUCCAAGCAUGAAUAAAGCAAGAAAAAUGUGUUCUGGUGUAUUUAUGGAUGGGAAUUUUUAUGUUAUUGGUGGAAUUGGGGUUGGCAAUUCAAAGACACUGACAUGUGGGGAGGUGUAUGAUUUGAAGACAAAGACGUGGCGUGAGAUACCUAACAUGUUCCCUGCGCGAAAUGGGGGGGCUGGAGCAACUGAAGCACCUUCUGCGGCUGAGGCACCUCCUUUAGUGGCAGUUGUGAAUAAUGAGCUGUAUGCGGCUGAUUAUGCACUAAAAGAAGUGAGGAAAUAUGACAAAGAGAAGAACUUGUGGGUUACUCUAGGGCAAUUACCUGAGCGAGCAGCCUCAAUGAAUGGCUGGGGGGUAGCAUUUAGGGCGUGUGGGGAUCGGCUAAUUGUUAUUGGCGGACCUAGGGCUUUAGGUGAAGGGAUGAUUGAGCUUAACUCAUGGGUUCCAAAUGAGGGCUCGCCACAAUGGAACUUGCUUGCAAGCAAGCCUUCUGGCAGUUUUGUGUAUAACUGUGCUGUGAUGGGAUGCUGAAAUGUGCAUCCAGUUUUGGUGGUACCAUGUCUGCUGUAUGAAGUCCUUUUUUACUGGAACUUACAGCUGUGGCCUCAAGGAGAAAGGGUUCUGGAGAGUGGGUAAUCUCUGCCUUCCUUUUGGGGGAAAUUUCAUGUUUUAAAUUAGAUGGUAGAUACUGUUAUAGGAGGAGGUCUGGAGAUUUCUCGGCCUUUUUAGUUUGAUCAUGUUUUAUUGCUUUGGGUCUUUUUUCCUUGCCAUUUUUUGUUUUUUCCUGCUGUUGGGUCAGGGAGUUGUUCUUUUAUUUGGUUACAAUCAGUGUUUGUCAGAGGUUGGUGUCAUGUAGAACAUGCACAGUUCAAUAAUGUCAAGUCCAGUACAUUUUAGGUUGUUUUCAAUAUUCAAAAAGCUUCUUUGAGCGUAAUGUUAA